This is a messenger RNA of Periconia digitata, 1642 nucleotides long. NCBI's taxonomy places the organism in Eukaryota, Fungi, Ascomycota, Dothideomycetes, Pleosporales, Periconiaceae. The record is from the annotation of a GenBank genome assembly.
UUCAUUUUACUCAUUAUGCUAAGACUCACGAUUCCUAAACCAAUUCCAGCCAAACUUGAUAUCCGUGCAACUUUCGGGAUUGUUCGUUGCGCUGCCCGAUCGUUGCAUCCAACCCAACAUACCAUCAGACGACACUACACAGUUGUAUCAAAGUCGAAGAAGUUUUCGAAUCAUACAGCAGUCAUGCGACCUCAAAACUGUACCUCGAUCCAAAAACCAAUCAACCCAGUUGUCCACGAUCUCUUCGACGUGGCCACGGGAUCAUGGCAAUACGUAGUAGCAGAUCCAACGUCCUCGAGAUCCGUCAUCAUUGAUCCCGUAUUGAAUUUUGAUCCAGUCACUGCAAAAAUCUGGACAGAAUCGGCGGAUCGGAUACUAGCUUUCGUCGAAGCGAAUGGCUACAAGGUCGACAUGAUCCUAGAGACACAUGUGCACGCGGACCACAUAACAGCAGCGUCCUAUCUCCAGCAUGUUCUACAGCAGAAGCAGGGAUUGAAGAUUCCCAUUUGCAUAGGGAGUAGGAUUAAAGGCAUUCAGAAGCGGUUUGGCGAAAAAUACAAUAUACCUCUCGACGAAUACAGGAACGCCUUCGACAAGGAAUGGGAAGAUGAUGAGAUCUUCAAUGUAGGGACAUUGAGCGCGCAAGCUAUUCACCUGCCGGGUCAUACACCUGAUCACAUGGGCUACAAAAUUGGCGAGGACGUUUUUGUGGGGGACACGGUUUUUCACAUGGACAUUGGAUCAGCGAGGGCUGAUUUCCCCGGCGGCUGUGCACAAUCCAUUUAUGAUUCGGGUCAUAAGCUGUUCGCCUUGCCAGACCAUACCAGGAUCUGGAGCGGGCACGAUUACCCGCCGAAAGAAAGGGAUGGGCCAAGAGCAUGCUCCACAGUCAAGCAGCAAAAGGAAGGGAACAAACACUUGAGGAUUGGUACAAGUAAGGAAAGCUUUGUUCAACAACGCCAGGAACGCGAUGAGACGCUGGCCGCACCGAGGUUGAUACAUCAGUCUUUGCAGAUGAAUAUCCGCGCAGGGCGUCUCCCCGGAGAAACAAACUUGGGGGGAAGAAUGCUGGCUAUUCCACUCAAAUCUGAUGUGUAUUGGUGAAGGAUCCACGGGAUAAUUUGUGGGCUGCGAAAUACCACCUGUACGAGAAGUAGCGAUACAUGAAGCUAAUUGGAUAUGGAUACGAAGAUCUGUUAAGUGUGUUUCUAGAUUUCCAUAAUUUCAACUUGAUGCAAAAGCCUGAUGUUCUUGGCUGUGUAAUCACUACCUCUACUUCCGGUUGAACCGAUUCUAUAUAUGCAACAUAUUGCGUACAUGACUUUAACAACCCAGAAAAUACCUGCGAAUAGGUUUUUUCUAAGGAUGAAGAGGUAAUAAUACCUUGAAGUGAUUGGAUAAUUUCCUACUAGAUCGCCAACAACUAAGCGUAGCGGAGAUUCAUCGCAUUUCCAUGCGGCACAAACACCGGGCAUUGUGAACACGACAAAUCUACCUUUGAGCUCCUGAUUGCCAACAACAUUCAUUCCGACGGGCUACCUGCACGUUGAUGUCUUCCCAGUCUAUAACCUAUCUUCUUAUCUGUAGAUGCCAUUCUGCCCACAAUUACCGCGUUUUUGACCAACAAAGUUGUAAAUCUACU